UCACAUUUCUUAAGUAUAAAUAAAGUUACGAAAAUUGUAUACUAUUAGUCCAUUUUACAUUUGAUAGUCGAAAAAGUUAAUAAAAAUGAAGUUCUUUCUUGGAUUAGGAUUUUUAUUUAUGGCGGUUUAUAAUAUACAGGCUGCAGUAAGCAAGGAUGAAGCAAUGGCCAUUGUAACUAGCUGCAAAGAAGAAACUGGGGCCUCUGAUGCCGACUUUGAGGCCAUAAUUAAACAUCAUUCGGCCCAGACUCAAGAGGGUAAAUGUUUGUUGGCUUGUUUCUUAAAAAAAGCCAAUGUGAUGGAUGAUGCUGGUAAAGUAAUUAAACAUGCAGCUUUAGACAUUUCAGAAUCCCUUAUAUCAAGUGAAGAUGAAAGGGCUCUUGUUGCUGAUAUAAUCGAUAUCUGUGAUGACAUCGAUCUCAGUGAUGAACACUGCGAAGCUGCCUUUGAAUAUGGCGAAUGCUGGAAAAAGGAAGUUAAGUCUAGAGGUAUUUCUGCAGAUCAUUUUGUUUAGUACUGAUGUACGGCUUUGGCUCUUGUCUAAAGGACAUUUCUUUUGGGAAUCAAUAAUAUUUAGGGAAUUUUAAUUAAAAGUGUCAACAAUGUAUUUCCAGUAUUUUUAUUAAAAUUUAUUAUUUUAUUUUGAGCAUAUGAAAAAAUCUAAAUAAAACUAUAUUUUUUAUUUAUUUCAUA
Lucilia sericata (common green bottle fly) is the source of this 693-nucleotide messenger RNA. Its product is annotated as general odorant-binding protein 19d-like. Gene Ontology annotation, molecular function: odorant binding. Gene Ontology annotation, biological process: sensory perception of smell. Bases 86 to 514 code for a protein of 142 amino acids. NCBI's taxonomy places the organism in Eukaryota, Metazoa, Arthropoda, Insecta, Diptera, Calliphoridae. The record is from RefSeq and is a predicted model, not a curated record. The transcript has 5 exons.